Messenger RNA from Momordica charantia (bitter melon), 831 nucleotides. It is a transcript of the gene CXIP1, whose product is annotated as CAX interacting protein 1. NCBI's taxonomy places the organism in Eukaryota, Viridiplantae, Streptophyta, Magnoliopsida, Cucurbitales, Cucurbitaceae. The record is from RefSeq and is a predicted model, not a curated record.
CUAAAACUUUCAGCAAACUCUGUGGCUCUCUGUUUCUACUAAAUCCUCUGGAGUUCGAACUUCGAACCACCGCUGAAGAAGAAGGAAGAAAAUGUCGUCUGUUGGAGCAUUUCAACUAGCCGCACCUCCAUUUCCUUCGUCCUCCUCUUCCUUCAGCAAAACAACCCCUUCUCUUCGUCUUCUUCCCUUUCCCAUUUCGUCUCUACAACGCCACGCCAUCCUUAACCGGAAUUUUCAACGUCGCGAUGCCGUGUCAAUCGGGCAAAUAUCGAGAUCUGGACGGAAAUUUGGCUCCCUCCGCUGCUUCUCUGCAUUGUCUCCCGAGCUGAAAACGACAAUUGACAAAGUCGUUACGUCAGAGAAAGUAGUUCUCUUUAUGAAGGGAUCAAAAGACUUCCCACAAUGUGGAUUCUCCAACACCGUAGUUCAAAUAUUGAAGUCAUUAAAUGUGACCUUUGAGACCAUAAACAUUCUGGAGAAUGAAGUACUAAGGCAAGGACUGAAGGAGUAUUCAAGCUGGCCAACCUUUCCUCAGCUUUAUAUUGAUGGAGAGUUCUUUGGUGGUUGUGACAUAACUGUUGUUUCCAUAUCUACAGAAGCAUACAAAAGUGGAGAAUUGCAAGAAGUGUUGGAGAAGGCUAUGUGUUCUUGAAGCCCAUUGUUUGGUUGAGGUUUGGUAAUGCUUCUUGAUUUGGUUUUUAUUUUUAUUUUUAGGUGAUGGAAAGGUGUACAUCAAUAUGAUAUUUAUGUUACUCAAAGCUUGAAGGAAAUGAAACAACUACAUUUAGCACUUCUUGAAAAAAGUGUUUUUGAGUGAAAGCAUUUUUUCUA